CGAGUCAAUCUGAAUUAAUUUAACAAACUACUGACUGAUUUGGAAUAUUUUUUGGUGAUAAGUAUGUUAAACCCAUAACCAUUGGAUCCUUGGCUCCAUAUAAUAAAGACCACACCCACAUAAACUAAGAUCUAGCUAAGCUGAAACAAGCUCGUAGUCACAGAAUUUGUACGUGUGGGAUCAACCUUAUGAUCCUAAUUAGCUAGCCAGCUCUCUUAGUUUAGUCUCCUUAACUACUCAUCAAGAGAAAUAUACUCCACACUUAGCCCCAACCCGAUCUCGUAAACAUAUUUCACAUACUGGAUUCGGGUGGAGCUAUAGUCGCGGGUGUGAGUUUGCUAUGGAUUGUUGUCGUUAUUUAUCAGAAUUGAGUUUUAGGUCACGAGUCAGCUUCGAGGCAGUAACAGAAUGUCUGAUUUUUUCUCACUAGGAGGAGGUGGGAGUAGCGAAAGAAGCCGAGGCGGCGCGAGUAGAACCACCACGAGUAAUAUCAACCAAGAAGAGCAAGAAAGGAGCCGAUUGAACCAAAGCGCCGAAACUUGGAAUCUGUACGGCCGAAGCGGUCAUGGACCUCAUCAUGACCAGCACUACUUGUACAGCAUACCUCCGGACCGGAUCCCUUUCGAGCUGUGGAAUCAGCAUCCGAACCCGGUUCUGCUGCAGCCUGGUGGUGCAGGGGCGGGAGCUGGCGGCGUUAUGGCGGGUGGGGAGGAGAGAUCUGGGGAUUUUCUGAUGAUGAGUAGCAGCAGCAGCGCUGGCGGAAGUGGAGUUAUCAACUGUGAGGAUUGCGGGAAUCAAGCGAAGAAAGAUUGCACGCACAGGAGGUGUAGGACUUGCUGCACCAGCCGAGGGUUUGAGUGCCAGACUCAUGUCAAGAGUACCUGGGUUUCGGCUUCCAAAAGGCGCCAGAGACAACAACAACAACUACAACAACAACAAGAGCCGCAGCUUCAGCAGCAUAGCGAUGUCCCCAAAAGACCCAGACAAACUCAUCCCAAUCCCUCAGCUUCUGGGUUUGGAAAUUUUCCACCAGAAGUGAGGUCACCGGCUGUUUUUAAUUGCGUUAGGGUGAGUUCUAUCGAUGAUGUUGGGGAAGACCAAUUUGCUUAUCAAACGGCUGUUAGCAUUGGAGGCCAUGUUUUCAAGGGAAUUCUAUACGAUCAAGGCCCAGAAAAUACUGCCCCUCACUAGCUAGGAUGCCGAUGUACACGUGCUCAUCACCAACACAGCUCCUCGAUCUGCUGCCUGUGCUAGAUUGGCCACUGGCACUGAGUUUCUUCGCCCUUCAUUUUACUCGGUUCUCAUCAUAUUUAUUCCCAAUGUCUGGUACGCAGUUCAAUCAAUAAAUCUGCAGUUUUGUGCUAUCUUAUUACUGUUACUUGCUAGAAUAUAAAUUUUCUUAUCA
Messenger RNA from Daucus carota subsp. sativus, 1405 nucleotides. RefSeq names its product protein SHI RELATED SEQUENCE 1. The coding region runs from base 409 to 1191 and encodes 260 amino acids. Gene Ontology annotation, biological process: positive regulation of DNA-templated transcription. Gene Ontology annotation, molecular function: DNA binding; DNA-binding transcription factor activity. NCBI's taxonomy places the organism in Eukaryota, Viridiplantae, Streptophyta, Magnoliopsida, Apiales, Apiaceae. The transcript is spliced from 2 exons. Gene Ontology annotation, cellular component: nucleus. The record is from RefSeq and is a predicted model, not a curated record.